AUGGUUUUGUGGUUGGUUGGAUUGGGGGGGGGGGUGUGUUUGUGUGGUUGUAUGUUUAUGGUGGGUUUGGGGGGGGUGGGGUGGUUUUGGUGUGGGGGGGGUGGGUUGGGGGUUAUGGUAGUUGUUGAUGGGGGUGUUUGGUGGGGGGGGUUGGGGUGUUUUGGUUGUGUGGGGGGGGUUUUAUGGAUUGGGAUGGGGGGUUGUUGGGGGGGGGUGGGUUUUGGGUGUUGGUUGGGGGGGGGGGGGUGGGUAUGGGAUGUUGGGGGGGGGGGGGGGGAUGGGUUGGUAAGGGUGGUGGGGGGGGGGGGUGGGUUGGGUUUGGUAGGUUAUUGGUGGAUUAUAGGGGUUGGGGGUGGUGUGGUUUGGUUAUUUGGGGGUAAUAGUUUAGGGUUUGGGGGUUGGUGUUGUUAUGUUAAUGUAAGUUUAUUUGUGUGGGGGGGGGUGUUAUGGAAUGGUGAGGGUUUUUGGGGGGGUUGGGGUUGGGUGUUUUUGGUGAAGGGAUGGGUGUUUGGUGGUGGGGUGUGGGUUGGGAAGGGAUGGUUUGUUUUUUGGGUGGUGGGGUGGGGGGUGGAGGGGUUGGGGUGUGGGGUUGGGGGUUGUUUUGGGGUUGGGUUGUGGGGGGUUGGUGAAGUAUGGUGGGAUAUUGGUUUAAUUGGAAUGGUAUGGGUUGGGGUUAUGUUUUUAGGUGUGUUUGGUGUUGGGGGUUGGUUGGGGGUUUGUUUGGGGGGUGGGGGGAUAUUAUGGGGGGGAGGGGGGGUAGGGGGGGGGGGGUGGGGGUUAUGA
Knipowitschia caucasica is the source of this 783-nucleotide messenger RNA. NCBI's taxonomy places the organism in Eukaryota, Metazoa, Chordata, Actinopteri, Gobiiformes, Gobiidae. The record is from the annotation of a GenBank genome assembly.